AUGGCUUCCUCAGAUUCCUCCGCACAGGACCCGCAUGAUAUGACGUUGGUUCUCGACCAGUUUGUCUCUUUGAGCCUCGGCACCGAUUCGCUCCUCAUAGUCGAUGACCGCACUAGCCGCAAAGUAAAUCGUCGCUGCUGCGGGUUGCUGAAGUCUAGUAACCGUGCGCACUUAGAACCAGAAACUACCCAUGCCAUCUCUUUGUAUAACAUUCUCGGCGCCGAAGUGACAGCCUCGAAUAUCGUCAUUGCUUAUGCACAUCCUAUUGCCAAGGACGAUGUUUCCGUUACGACCGUCCAAUACCCAAUCAAAAAGAAGGCCGUCGAAAAAUGGGUUGAGAAACUGCUUGAGCUGGCUUAUGGUAAGGCGCUUCGGGGCAAGCGCCUGAAGAUCUUAAUAAACCCCUUUGGUGGGAAAGGCACGGCUACAAGCUUGUACCACAGAUACGCGGCACCGAUCUUCGCAGCGGCGAAGUGCCAGGUGGAUGUGGAAACCACUACACACCAGGGACAUGCAAUUGAUAUCGCAGAGAAUCUUGAUAUUGACGCCUACGAUACAGUCGUUUGUUGCUCGGGGGAUGGGUUACCAUACGAGAUCUUCAAUGGCUUGGGCAAGCGACCAGAUGCUCGAAAAGCACUGACUCAAACUGCUGUUGCGUUGCUCCCCUGCGGUUCUGGAAAUGGACUCACUUGGAACGCUUUUGGAACUGGCAGUGUCUCGAUUGCGGCGCUAGCAGUUGUCAAAGGGCUGCGAACACCGCUUGAUCUUGUUUCGAUCUCGCAAAAAGACUCGCGCACACUGUCUUUCCUCUCACAAUCUUUCGGCAUCGUCGCUGAGUGUGAUUUGGCCACUGAGAACAUUCGAUGGAUGGGCGCUCAGCGAUUUACAUAUGGCUUCCUAGUCCGAUUGAUGCGGCAGACCAUAUGGCCAUGUGAUAUUGCUGUUAAGGUGGUUAUUGGCGACAAAGAAGCAAUCAAAAAACACUACGCCACGUGGUUGACACGCCCCGAUGAGUUGGAUGCCGACGCCAAGCGAUUAGAAGCCGCAGCUCAAUCCCCUGGUCUGCCUGAGCUCAAGUAUGGCACAGUAACGGACGCUGUACCCGGGGACUGGGAUGUCAUACCAGGAGAAACCAUGGGCAACUUCUACGCAGGAAACAUGGCGAUUAUGUCGAAGGACACAAACAUGUUCCCUGCUACGUUGCCCAACGAUGGACUCCUGGAUGUUGUUACUAUUGACGGAAAAGUCAGUCGUGGCACUGCAAUCACGAUGAUGAACGAAAUUCCCAGUGGUCGCUUCUUCGAUAUGCCUGAACUCAAUAUUCGUAAAGCGUCUGCGUUCCGCCUGACUCCUCACCAAAAGGAGGGAUACAUCAGCAUCGAUGGCGAGCGGGUGCCCUUUGAAGCCUUCCAAGCUGAGGUCCAUCAGGGUUUGGGCACAAUACUCACCAAGUCGGGUCGUCUCUACGAGGCGGAAGGCCCCCGAUAA
This is a messenger RNA of Penicillium soppii, 1488 nucleotides long. RefSeq lists its product as uncharacterized. Gene Ontology annotation, cellular component: intracellular membrane-bounded organelle; cytoplasm; membrane. The transcript is spliced from 4 exons. The record is from RefSeq and is a predicted model, not a curated record. Gene Ontology annotation, biological process: sphingosine biosynthetic process. NCBI's taxonomy places the organism in Eukaryota, Fungi, Ascomycota, Eurotiomycetes, Eurotiales, Aspergillaceae. The coding region runs from base 1 to 1488 and encodes 495 amino acids.